UGCAAAUAGACUGAAGCUUCAUUUUAACCUACGUUGUUCGAACAUCGACUCUCAUUGAAGAAAAAAAAAGACGAAAUUUUUGCAUUCGAAAUGAAGAUUCCGAUUCGAGCCAGUUUCAUCGGACUAAUACUGUUGGUGGAGGCGUAUUUAUUGAUUAAAGGUGAGCAAUGCUGGAUGCCUAUGAUUUGCGACGAUCAACCUACUUGGAGAGACGUUAAUACGGAGAGACAGUGCACAAAAGAACAAGAGGAGGCUCUGGAAGCUUUAACGGAACAAGUACACGAGACGGAAAGUAUGCUCGAUCAAUUACAAAAGAGGUUGGAAGAUUUAAGUACGAACUCAGUGCAUCCCUCGGUUGUAGAUGUCAAAGAAACGACCACUCCCCAGGGAUACAAAGACAAGAAAACUACCGCCCCUGCUACAUCCCCGUGGUCAACUAAGGAAGCCUUUUUCUCUACUUUUCGCCCACAAACUACAAAAGUCGAACAGAGUACAGUACGUACCUGCCCAGCACCUAAAGCUCCAGACAACGGGACUGCCUUAGAAGUCAAUCGGACUAUCGAAUAUUCAUGCAAUGCUGGAUACGUUCUUCAAGGAUCAAACAUUGGAAAAUGCGGAGAAAAUGGAACCUGGGGUGAGGUGCCCACUUGCGUAGUACGUACCUGCCCAGCCCCUAAAGCUCCAGACAACGGGACUGUGAACAUCGCAACUGCCUUCGAGGUCAAUCAGACUAUCGAAUAUUCAUGCAAUGCUGGGUAUGUUCUUCAAGGAUCAAACAUUGGAAUAUGCAGAGAAAAUGGAACCUGGGGUGAGGUGCCCACUUGCGUAGUACGUACCUGCCCAGCCCCUAAAGCUCCAGACAACGGGACUGUAAACACCGCAACUGCCUUAGAGGUCAAUCAGACUAUCGAAUAUUCAUGUAAUGCUGGAUAUGUUCUUCAAGGAUCAAACAUUGGAAAAUGCGGAGAAAAUGGAACCUGGGGUGAGGUGCCCGCUUGCGUAGUACGUACCUGCCCAGCACCUAAAGCUCCAGACAACGGGACUGUAGACACCGCAACUGCCUUAGAGGUCAAUCAGACUAUCGAAUAUUCAUGCAAUGCUGGAUACGUACUUCAAGGAUCAAACAUUGGAAAAUGCGGAGAAAAUGGAACCUGGGGUGAGGUGCCCACUUGCGUAGUACGUACCUGCCCAGCCCCUAAAGCUCCAGACAACGGGACUGUAGACACCGCAACUGCCUUAGAGGUCAAUCAGACUAUCGAAUAUUCAUGUAAUGCUGGAUAUGUUCUUCAAGGAUCAAACAUUGGAAAAUGCGGAGAAAAUGGAACCUGGGGUGAGGUGCCCACUUGCGUAGUACGUACCUGCCCAGCACCUAAAGCUCCAGACAACGGGACUGUAGACACCGCAACUGCCUUAGAGGUCAAUCAGACUAUCGAAUAUUCAUGCAAUGCUGGAUACGUUCUUCAAGGAUCAAACAUUGGAAAAUGCGGAGAAAAUGGAACCUGGGGUGAGGUGCCCACUUGCGUAGUACGUACCUGCCCAGCCCCUAGAGCUCCAGACAACGGGACUGUAGACACCGCAACUGCCUUAGAGGUCAAUCAGACUAUCGAAUAUUCAUGCAAUGCUGGAUACGUUCUUCAAGGAUCAAACAUUGGAAAAUGCGGAGAAAAUGGAACCUGGGGUGAGGUGCCCACUUGCAUAGACGAUCUUACUUGUGAUUUUGAAUCUUCAACCAACCCUACAUGCAGCUACACGAGAGUUAAUGGAACAUUUCAGAGAGAAUACAGAGAUGAUGACGUUACAGGUUAUGUUCUUGCUGGUAAUGGUACAAUCAGAUCUUUACCUAAGGCUUUGGCUGGCAAUGAGGAACUAUGCAUGAGUGUCGACAUAAAAGAUACAUCUGAUGGAGAACUGGUGGCUAAGGCUAACAAUGGAACUGUAACGAAAGCAAUCUGGCCGUUUUCUGCCUCGACUACCUGGAAAACCGAGAAAUUCAUUUUAAAGAAAGUGAACUCUACAGAUACAGAGGUCCAACUUGAGCUUGAGGCAUCCGGGAAUGUAGAGUUAGACAACAUAACAACUUUGAACUCUUCCGAAUGUUAUGGUCUAGAUACACCGUGCGUGAAGCAAAAUCUUGAGAACGGAACAAUUUCUCCCGAGCAAGACCUGUACAGUCAGGAUCAGGAGGUCAGUUACUCUUGCAACAGUAAUUACACUUUGGAAGGGGGGCAGACGGGAACAUGCAAAGCUGACGGCUCAUGGUCCAUAACACCAGUGUGCACAAAAUGUGGCGUUGUCUAUAAUUCCAGAUGUUUUCGAGCGAUCGUUUAUGACGCUUGGAAUGUCACAUUAAGCGUCGCUGAAUCUAUUUGCGAAAACAAACUGGCUAACAUUUAUGACGUCACACACUACAACCUGCUUCAAGAUUAUUUACGACCAAUGAUUCCUGAUGGAAGGCCAUUCAUUUAUGUUCGUACGGGAAUGAAUUACACGAACGGUCAGCUGUAUUCAACGACAGGUCAAGCUAUGUCUCUGCCAACUGAGGUUUGGUAUCUUGGUUAUCCGAAUCCCGAUCCAUCGUCCACAUCUGUUGUUGUUCAUGUCAAUCGAGACCCGGAAAACAUAUAUCAAGGGAUUUUUAAUGAUUAUCCUUCCUCUACAUAUCACGGAGCCAUCUGUGAAAGUGAAUUAUAA
This is a messenger RNA of Styela clava, 2691 nucleotides long. The record is from RefSeq and is a predicted model, not a curated record. NCBI's taxonomy places the organism in Eukaryota, Metazoa, Chordata, Ascidiacea, Stolidobranchia, Styelidae.